AUGGCGGCAUGGAACUCGCAGCUUGCUGGAACGCUGGUAUUCUUGCGGGCUCUUCUAGUGGUGGACCGACCCAAUGAUUCGUACGCAGAAACGACCUCUAGUGCACGCAUCUUGCACAAUGCGCACAUAGGCAUUUCGAAGCCAUCGUGGUCAUUAAGGGAAGGAAAGACCUGGGAAGCCACGGGUGGCAAGACUCAUACGGAUCUCACAUCUAAGCGGUGUCACGACAUUGGAAAUAUCACCUCGAAUGAACUGAUCAGCCGAAGUACACGGGAUACGCGAUUGAUGGGAGGUUGA
Messenger RNA from Guyanagaster necrorhizus, 297 nucleotides. RefSeq lists its product as uncharacterized. The transcript is spliced from 2 exons. The coding region runs from base 1 to 297 and encodes 98 amino acids. NCBI's taxonomy places the organism in Eukaryota, Fungi, Basidiomycota, Agaricomycetes, Agaricales, Physalacriaceae. The record is from RefSeq and is a predicted model, not a curated record.